AUGGCAGUCGACGAUCAUAUUCUCAAGGAAGUUUGUCAAAUUCGCGACGACAAUAUCGACACAAUCGCCAAGGGUACACCCGUCCCUACGAACAUCACGCUAACAGAGAUCGUCCGCAGCUCACGACCGACAAUCUCUAUCGACACCACAAGCGAAAGCUUCAAGUUCCUGAAGAGAGAUGACGAUCCUACCAAGCCGAGACCCCCCAAGGACAAAGGCAAAGCUGCCAUAUUCACACUGAUUGCAGUUCUUCUAGUCGACUCAACCACGUAUGGUGUGAUUUUGAGCUUCGGAAUUUACCAAGAAUAUUACACGGGUCAUUUCGCCGACCACAGUAAGGCGUCAUGGAUAGGCGUUCUCAGCAACGCGUUGGUCUUCCUUGGAGCACCGCUUGUGACCUGGUGUUGUCAGCAUUAUGCCUUGUCCCGAAAAGUAUAUAUCUUGAUCGGCUUCAUACUCUGUGUGAUUAGCUUGUUGGUAUCUGCUUUCAUCACAACUCUGCCCGGCCUGAUCGUCACGCAAGGACUGCUUUACGGUAUUGGUGCCCUUCUCUGUAGUAUACCUGCGCUCAUCAUCCUCAAUACAUGGUUUGACAAACAUCGAGGACUAGCAUACGGCAUUGUCUUUGGUGGAGAUGAUCUUCUUGGCGUUGUCUACACCUAUUUGGCUACUGAGCUAUUGCGCAAAUACAGCUUGCGAACGACUCUGCUGGUAUUUGCAGCGAUCAUCUUCUGUUGUAGUGGUCCUGCCAUCGUGUUUCUGCACGAGAGGCCAGAGGAGACAGCUGAACCGGCUUCUGCUGUACCCGGCCCGCCAGAACGGAGGCGGAGCUCGCUCUUGACCCCAAUAACAAGAUCCAGGACAACGGUGGGAGACCUACCUUUUACGCCUUCACUCGAGCACAGAGCGACAUGGCCAGCACGCCAGCCCAAGAAGCGUUACUAUCAACGUGGCAUAUUCUACAUCUUCAUGUUCUCGAACUUGCUUCAAGCAUGUGCAGCCUAUCUACCAUUCAUCUAUCUCCCUGUCUUCGCUACGCAAUCAGGCCAUUCGAAGGAGACAGGAGCGCUGAUCCUUGCAAUCGGCAACAUCGGUAUGCUCGUCGGUGAUCUGGGAUUCGGCAAGCUCAGCGACAUGGUUCACGUCAACCUUUUGAUCUUCCUGUCAAGCGGUGUUUCUGCCAUUGCCACAUUCGUACUAUGGGGAUUAUUCGGCACAGGGGCGAGAAGUCAAGGUGUCUUGAUUGGCUUUGCAUUCCUCUUCGGCUGUUUUGCUGGUGGUUUCAUUGUGUUAUGGGCGCGAAUGGGCACAUUGUUCGGCGAACGUGAUGCCGCAACGAUAUACAGCUACAUGUGUUUGGGAAGAGGUGUCGGAGGUCUGGUUUCUGGUCCGAUAUCUCAGGCGUUAUUGCUGCUUGGUACACCGAGGGCAUUGAGUGCUUUUAGAGCGGAGGGGUAUGGGAGUCUUGUUGUGUUUGUCGGAAUCUGUAUGGCGGGAAGUGCGAUCACGGGUUUGGUUGGUAUGGGCUCGUUGUGGUGGAAGAAGGAGCAGAGCUUUCAUCCUGAGAGUGGAGGUGAGGCUGAAAGUGAGAGUGAAAAGAAGUAG
This is a messenger RNA of Lithohypha guttulata, 1605 nucleotides long. RefSeq lists its product as uncharacterized. Gene Ontology annotation, molecular function: transmembrane transporter activity. Bases 1 to 1605 code for a protein of 534 amino acids. Gene Ontology annotation, cellular component: membrane. Gene Ontology annotation, biological process: transmembrane transport. The transcript has a single exon. The record is from RefSeq and is a predicted model, not a curated record. NCBI's taxonomy places the organism in Eukaryota, Fungi, Ascomycota, Eurotiomycetes, Chaetothyriales, Trichomeriaceae.